AUGGUCCUUCGAGUCGGAUAUGAACCAGCGAUCUACGGAUAUAUAGUUCACGCAACAGUCGCAACCGGACACGACAAACGAAGCGAAAACUUAAGCUACUACAAACACAAGGAAUUGGCAGAGCCUCUGUACUCGAAUGAAUUACAUAGUGAAAAAAGCCAAGGUCGAUUUGCGAUUUGCGGGCAUACCCAUAAAUACUGCGGAGGAGCUUCUGGCAAACGGAAUGUGAAUGCGAUUUGUCCAACAGACGAGGAAGGCGACGACACCCGCGAGAACCUCAGCGGAGUCGCCGAGGGGCUCGUGGACGGGCUGGAGGAGGGCACGCUCUGGAUAUGCCUCAUCUGUGGACACGUGGGAUGUGGGAGGUACGAAGGGGGCCACGCCGCGAAGCACUUCCUGCAGUCCAACCACACGUACGCGCUGCAGCUCGGCUCCAACAGGGUCUGGGACUACGCAGGAGACAACUUCGUACACCGACUGGUGCAGAACAAGUCUGACGGCAAGCUGGUGGCGUCCGAGGGCGCCUGCGGGGGCAAGCACGACCACGAGUUCACCUACAUACUCACCGAGCAACUGGACACGCAACGCACUCACUACGAGGAGAAAAUCGCCAAGCUGGAGGGGGAGCGGGAGGCGGAGCGGGCGGCGCUGCAGGGGCGGGCGCGCGCCGCCGAGGCCCGGGCCGCUGACCUCGCCGCGCAGGUCGACGACCUCACGGCCCGCAACAAACAACUCGACCGGAAACUGCAGCAGCUCACCAACAAAUUAUCGGUUCUCCAAAACGAGUUGACGGAAGAGAGGGGCUUGGCGGCGGCCAUGGCCAGCAGCCAGUCGGAGUGGCAGGCCAGGGCUAAAGAAAAGGAGGAGAAUUUCACUAAAGAGGUAAGCGAUCUGAAGGAGCAACUCCGCGACGUGAUGUUCUUUGUGGAGGCGCGAGCGCAGCUGGAGCGGUCCGGCGCCGUGUCGCGCGACGAGCUUGCCGCCGCCACGCUGACCGUGCCGCCCCGCCCCGCCGCGCCGCGCCGCCGUCGCCGGUAGGGCCACGCAGCCGUCGCCGCGCCCCGCCCCGCCCCGCCCCGCCGCGAGCUCCAACACCUUCCUUUGUAAUCUUGAACAUUAGUAUGUAAAUGUGAAAAAUUCUGUGAUAAAUGUUUAGAAGACUAUGUACUUGAUUUAUUACAUAAUAAUAUGUGUGUUUUGCUGAGAUAAUUAAAUUUAUUUGUUCCAAUGUUUUAAACUAGCUCUGAAUUGAAGAACAAUAAAUAAAUAAA
Bombyx mandarina (wild silkworm) is the source of this 1271-nucleotide messenger RNA. RefSeq names its product BRCA1-associated protein. Gene Ontology annotation, biological process: Ras protein signal transduction; protein ubiquitination. The record is from RefSeq and is a predicted model, not a curated record. Gene Ontology annotation, molecular function: zinc ion binding; ubiquitin protein ligase activity. Gene Ontology annotation, cellular component: cytoplasm. Lineage: Eukaryota; Metazoa; Arthropoda; Insecta; Lepidoptera; Bombycidae.